AUGCCCUCGACAUCGAUUCCGAAGCAAGAAGAAAGGAAUUGGCUGGAUCUCCCAUCCGAUGUAACGGCCAAUAUACUUAACAGGAUUGGUAUGGUUGACAUACUUGAGAACGCGCAGAAAGUGUGCACUGCUUGGCGUAAGAUUUGCAAGGACCCUCCCAUGUGGAGGGUUAUCAAUAUGAACGACAUACCAAUAUUUGGUGCAAAACUUUCACGUGUUGAAAUGUGUGAGCAUGCUGUGGAUAGAAGCCAAGGCCAGUUAGUUGAUAUCACCAUUGUUUUUCUUUAUGAUGCUGAAUUUAUGUCUUAUAAAUUUGCUUUGAUGAAAUUUCCGUUGUUGGAGGAACUAAACCUUUACGAGAUAACAAUCUCAAAAGAAGAGAUUGAAACUGUUGGCCGUUAUUGCCCCAUGCUAAAAACACUCAAAGUGAAUAAAAGAGGAUAUGAAGGGUCUUUAACGAGAUAUAAUGAGAUAGCCAUAGCUAUUGGACAAAACCUGCCUGGGAUAAGGCACCUUGAACUCAUUGGAAACAGGAUGACCGAUGUUGGGUUGCGUGUGAUUCUCGGUAACUGUCAUCACCUUGAAACACUUGACUUGCGUGAAUGCUUUUGCAUUGAUCUUAAGGGAGAUCUAGGGAAACAAUGUUCUAAACAGAUUAAAUAUCUUAAACUUCCCAAUGAUUCUCUUGAAGACUACCCUUAUAUUUAUGCAAUAGAGAGUGAGUAUGAUGAGGAUGACUAUUACUACGCUGAUCCCUAUGAUACUUAA
Helianthus annuus (common sunflower) is the source of this 768-nucleotide messenger RNA. RefSeq names its product putative F-box/LRR-repeat protein 23. The coding region runs from base 1 to 768 and encodes 255 amino acids. The transcript has 3 exons. Gene Ontology annotation, molecular function: protein binding. The record is from RefSeq and is a predicted model, not a curated record. Lineage: Eukaryota; Viridiplantae; Streptophyta; Magnoliopsida; Asterales; Asteraceae.